Messenger RNA from Triticum dicoccoides, 912 nucleotides. RefSeq names its product protein tesmin/TSO1-like CXC 3. The coding region runs from base 177 to 602 and encodes 141 amino acids. The record is from RefSeq and is a predicted model, not a curated record. The transcript is spliced from 8 exons. NCBI's taxonomy places the organism in Eukaryota, Viridiplantae, Streptophyta, Magnoliopsida, Poales, Poaceae.
UGCUUCGCUUCGCUUCGCUUCCUUCCCGCUGCCGGCGUCGGCGUCGGCAUCGGUCGCGUCUCCGCCCGCAGCCGCAGGCACCGCCUCCUCCUCUCCGCGAGCUCGGCGACUCCCUCGCUGCAGAAUCCGACGCUCCUCCCGCUUCCGCACGCCCGCAGGUGCAGAGAUACCUCGUCAUGUCAGCUGCUGUAGAUAGUGCACGGAAGAGGUGCAGCUGUGGCAGCUCCAAAUGGCAGAACUUGAGCACCAAAUGCCUGAACUUAAAGUGCGGUUGUUUCAAGGCUGGUGUGCAUUGCAUGCAUGGGCGAUGCAAGUGCAAGGGCUGCGAGAACAAUCCGUAUGACCUGGCCUAUGAGGGUGGCAAGGGGUGCACGUGCAAAUCCAACAAAUGCAAAAUCAUGACCUGUGGUUGCCGGGAGCGCGGGGCCAGGUGCACCUUAGAAUGCAGUUGCCAAGGGUGCGAAAAUGGAAAAGGGACCGGAGGGGCUGUUCUGCGUGUAGAAGCAGCCGAUAAGUCCAAUGCUGGACCAGGCGGGCAGGGAGGUACCAUCAGCAGCGGCGAGGCCGUCGAACCGUCCAGCAAACGGCCAAAACUCAAGUGAUGACAGUAGGCUUGAGACAUACCAGAGCAUGAUGCAAGUCACCUUACAUACUUAGCAUCCUUGUAAUGAUUACUCAAAGCAAGUACGGCGAGAACUCCAUGAUCUGCGAUGUCGUUUGCCUCAGUCUCAGGGGGCUUUGGUGGACCCCUAGCUCUUGAUCAGACUGAUAGAUACUUGAUACAUAUAUACUCCUGUAGGAAUCAUUGCUCUCAUCGGUUGCUGUCCAUACUCCAUACAUACUAUCUGCAAAUGAUUUCUCUCUUAUAAACUUUAGGAAUUUUCUGGUGGUGUUUGUAAUCCAAACUGGUAU